GAGGCGCAGGUCGGCCGUGUCCCGGCCGUUAAGUUCCUGCGCUUCUGCGGCUGUAACAGGAGCCAAGAUCAGACGGCCUCCUUCGCCCCAGCGCUGUGUGUGAACUUGGCCGCCUUCUGCCGACGGCGUUUUCGGUUUCUUGGGUUCGCGCUAUUUUAGUUCUCGAUUAUUCGGGUCCUUAAGUUCAGAUCGGGGUCAUUCGUAGGCUCUCGGCCCUCGUCUCCGUCCUCCUGCUCUGCUGGGAGCCGGCGCUUGCCGGCGAGAGCCCGCACCCCGCUCUGCUCGUGGGGGAGACAGGGCUCACAACUUGGUCUCCUCUUACAACCGUGGAAGGUGCGGUCCGCCGGGCCGCUUCCCGCCCCGUAGGGCGGAGGGACGUGACGGGGCGAUCAGGGUCUGGGGACUGGCUCCCUCGUUCCCUGAGAACAGUUGGGAGAUGCCAGAAGCACUGGCUUUGCGGUGGGACCCGAGCUCCCCCCACCCUGCUGGCUCUGAGUGCCGGGGGUGGGCGCGCUGGACGCCCGGGCCCCGCGCUGCUCCCGCGUCCCGUCGGCGUCGCGGGGCGUUCAGUCAACGUUAGCUGCUGUCGCGGACCUUGGUGGUGGUUGCAGGAGAGCAGCACGUUGUAACGGGGAGAGGAGAGGGCCUGACGGUCACGACAGCCUCCAUGUGGGAGGGCUGGAGAGGGAGGCCGUAACGAUGGUUGCAGUGUUUACAAGCCGCUGCUUCACAGAUAGCCUAACUUUUAGAAGUCGUCUUCUCUGGAGGAGAGCCUGCCUUGAAAAUGUCUCACUGAUUCCGAAUGCUAGCAGAAGGAAAAGCACCUUUCAGGAGCAAGACUGACCUCGCUAUGCCGGGCACUAAUUAACUGGGUCUGUGCACACUGCAAGUAUGACAGAAGACGACGGAGCUGCUGACUCAGCUAGGGGAAAAUUUGCAGUGGUGAGGAAAUGUACAGAGAAAGAUUCUGGCAAAGAAUUUGCAGCAAAGUUCAUGAGAAAAAGAAGAAAAGGCCAAGAUUGUCGGAUGGAAAUAAUUCAUGAGAUUGCUGUACUUGAACUAGCACAGGACAGUCCGUGGGUUAUUAAUUUACAUGAAGUCUAUGAAACUCCAUCAGAAAUGAUCUUAGUUCUGGAAUAUGCCGCUGGAGGUGAAAUCUUUGACCAGUGUGUUGCAGACAGAGAAGAAGCCUUUAAAGAAAAAGAUGUUCAGAGACUCAUGAGGCAGAUUUUAGAAGGUGUUCGCUUUUUACAUGCUCAUGAUGUAGUUCAUCUUGAUUUGAAGCCUCAGAAUAUUCUGCUGACAAGUGAAUCUCCACUGGGUGACAUUAAGAUAGUUGAUUUUGGUCUUUCAAGAAUAAUGAAGAAUAGUGAAGAGCUCCGAGAAAUUAUGGGUACUCCUGAGUAUGUGGCUCCUGAAAUUCUUAGUUAUGAUCCGAUCAGCAUGGCAACAGAUAUGUGGAGCAUUGGAGUGUUAACAUACGUCAUGCUUACAGGAAUAUCACCUUUCUUAGGUGACAAUAAACAAGAAACCUUCCUGAACAUCUCCCAGAUGAAUUUAAGUUAUUCUGAGGAAGAAUUUGAUGUUGUGUCUGAGUCAGCUGUUGACUUCAUCAAGACACUUUUAGUUAAAAAACCUGAAGACCGAGCCACCGCUGAAGAAUGCCUAAAACAUCCGUGGUUGACACAGAGUGGUAGUCAGGAUCCUUCUGUCAAGGGGAGAGGGGCAUCAGAAGAAGCAGAUUCCCUUCAAGAAGGUGAUUCUGUGCCUGAAGUUAAUUCAGAUGCUCAGAAACCAGACACUGAGGAGUCAGCUGUAACAGAGGAGCUAAUUGUGGUUGCUUCAUAUACUCUAGGACAAUGCAGACAGUCUGAAAAAGAGAAAAUGGAGCAGAAGGCCAUUUCCAAACGAUUUAAAUUUGAGGAACCUUUGCUGCAAGAAAUUCCAGGAGAAUUUAUCUACUGAGCAGAAUUUCCCUUUAGAACUUUAAGAUUUCUACUUUGAAAACAUGAAUAUUAUUUAUGGACUUCUGGCCCAAAUGGUACGUGUACUGAAAGUGGAUAAGCAGGUAUCACUGAUAUAAACUAAAAUAACUUGGUUGGACUUGUGGAGUUGGAUACAUCAAGCCAGAUUUAUAGAGUUGCCAACGAAGAGGUUUAACGGGUAAAGUUAUGUUUCAAUGUUAUUUUCAAGAAAGGAGAUGUUUGAACCUUUUAUUUCUACAUCCUGUUUCUCCAGAAUGAGAAUUUGUAUGCAACAAUAUCUGUAUUCGCUUUCUUUAAAAAUCCAAGUAAAAGUGCCAAAAUUAA
Messenger RNA from Diceros bicornis minor, 2309 nucleotides. It is a transcript of the gene STK17A, whose product is annotated as serine/threonine kinase 17a. Gene Ontology annotation, cellular component: nucleus. Gene Ontology annotation, molecular function: ATP binding; protein serine/threonine kinase activity. NCBI's taxonomy places the organism in Eukaryota, Metazoa, Chordata, Mammalia, Perissodactyla, Rhinocerotidae. Gene Ontology annotation, biological process: intracellular signal transduction; protein phosphorylation; positive regulation of apoptotic process. The coding region runs from base 892 to 1965 and encodes 357 amino acids. The transcript is spliced from 7 exons. The record is from RefSeq and is a predicted model, not a curated record.